Messenger RNA from Synchiropus splendidus (mandarinfish), 4540 nucleotides. RefSeq names its product F-box and leucine-rich repeat protein 4 (gene fbxl4). The transcript has 9 exons. Gene Ontology annotation, cellular component: SCF ubiquitin ligase complex. Gene Ontology annotation, molecular function: protein binding. The record is from RefSeq and is a predicted model, not a curated record. Lineage: Eukaryota; Metazoa; Chordata; Actinopteri; Syngnathiformes; Callionymidae. The coding region runs from base 524 to 2365 and encodes 613 amino acids. Gene Ontology annotation, biological process: SCF-dependent proteasomal ubiquitin-dependent protein catabolic process.
CUUUUGCUGCAUUUCUCCCUUGUUCUCCUUCAUUUUGCUGUUUCUUUUUUCUAAAACCUCAAAAAUAUUUGCGUAUUCUUCUUCAUAUUUACUGAUCAAGUCUAACAUUGAUUGUUAGAACAAUUUACGAUAAAUAACGAGAAAUGAACACUCAUUUUUAAAUCAAAUGUGUUUUUAAUAGUUUUGAAUUGUGUACCUCACGUUUUAUGCAAAUUUACACGACUCUUAUUGACGGUAACCUCACAUAGCAUUGAAAAUGUUCCGAUUCCCUUGAACGCGUCUCAUGUUAAACGUCAAGAAUGUUGGGUCAGUAGGUAAAAUAAUCUGACGAGAGAAAGACGAACUUUCCCCUCAUGAAUGGAUACGAUGACCUGCGGUCAUGCAUGCCGCCAGGCCUUAAAUAGUCUGCGCUUCCUUUUCUGCCACCCCAGCCCUUGAACCCAUGUGCUUUCACUAGGCGGAGGCUUGUCCUCCUCCUCGUCUUCAUUUCUUCCCACUGCCCCCAUCACUCCCAGAGUUCCCUAUGUUAACUCUCUUGAGCAUGUUUUACUAUAUCUGUCUGCGGCGACGCUCCAGGAGUGGGACUCGAGGUGAGGCGCUGACCAGUCGACGUGCUGUGGAGUCUGGUCAGCGAGCUGUGUUGCCAGUCAGUGUGGAGGUGGAGCAGUAUGCCAAAGAGGUAUUGGACUUCAGCUCUCACUAUGGCAGUGAGAACAGCAUGUCGUACACCAUGUGGAACCUGGCAGGAGUUCCCAAUGUGUACCCCAGCUCUGGGGACUUCACCCAGACAGCAGUAUUCAGAGCGUACGGGACAUGGUGGGAACAAUGUGCCAGUGCUCCACCACCUUUUCGACGCACUCCCAAAGGUUUUUACAGCCAGGAUUAUAUUGAGCUGGGCUUUGAGGAGCCUGUUUACCCCACAGCUGUGGAAGUGCUGGAGACCUAUUACCCAGGAGCUAUUGUUCAGAUUCUGGCCUGCUCACAUAACCCCUUCUCCCACACUCCACCCACCGAUGUCAGAUGGGAGGUGCUGUGGUCAGGAGAGCCCACCAAGGUGCUGACGCCUCAGGCACGCCAGUUUUCACCAAACAUCAAGCACAUCAGCUUCCCCACCAACCUGCUGCGCCUGGAGGUCAACAGUUCUCUGCUGGACUAUUACACAGAGCUGGAUGCUGUGAUCCUGCGUGGGGUGAAAGAAAGACCAAUGUUGGCGCUCUACAAGAUGCCGGUCAUUGACAUCAAUGACCUGAGUGACAGUGAGGAGGAUCUGUCUGAGGUGGGAGGUCUGUUCAGAUCAGGAGGUGAUGGCAAGCACCACAGGACGGGGAACGGAUACUUCGACAAACUUCCCUAUGAGCUCAUUCAGCUGAUACUGAGUCACCUGACCCUUCCGGACCUCUGCCGUCUGGCCCAGAGCUGUAAGCUGCUGCACCAGCACUGCUGUGACCCGCUGCAGUACACCCAGCUGAGUCUGCAGCCCUACUGGGCGCGGCUGAGUGACGCCUCCUUGGGACACCUGCAGGGUCGAUGUACCCUCCUCCAGAGGCUCAACCUGUCCUGGACUGGCAACCGCGGAGCUCUCACCCUGAGCAGCUUCAGCAGCUUCAUGAAGGUCUGUGGCCUCAGUCUGGUUUGCCUAGAACUUUCCUGCUGCCAUUUCCUGAAUGAAGCAUGCCUGGAAGUAGUCAGCCAGACUUGCCCAGGUCUGCAGGAGCUCAACCUGUCUUCCUGUGAUCGACUCAACCCGCAGGCCUUCACCCAUAUCUCCAAACUCACUCGCCUCCGUAGGCUGGUCCUCUACCGUACUAAGAUAGAGCAAACCGCUAUCCUGAGCAUCCUGACCUUCUGCAUUGAGCUGCGGCACCUAAACUUGGGGAGCUGUGUGCGGAUUGAAGACUAUGACACGGUGGCAAGCAUGCUGGCUGCUCGCUGUCGGUCUCUGGUCUCUCUGGACCUGUGGCGCUGCAGGAACCUGACUGAUCGGGGCCUGAAUGAGCUGGUGUCAGGCUGCAGGUUGUUGGAGGAGCUGGACCUGGGCUGGUGUCCCACCCUGCAGAGCAACACGGGGUGUUUCCAGCAUCUUGCUCGCAGUCUCCCUCGCCUAAGGAAAUUCUUCCUCACUGCCAACCGCACUGUCUGUGACUCGGACAUCGAGGAGCUGGCCGCCAACUGUCCGUCGCUGCAGCACCUGGACAUACUGGGUACGAGGCUAGUGAGCGCCGCAUCACUGAAGAAGCUUCUGCAGGCCUGUCCGAAACUCCUGCUGCUGGACGUCUCCUUCUGCUCCCAGAUUGACAUGCGGGUGGUUCUAGAACUCUCUGGCCUUUAUCCCAACCUGUCCAUCAAGAAGAGUUUCACUCACUGACCUCACCCACAAGACUCCAUCAUGAUGCCGAGGUGCUUGCUUUCACCUCUGGGGUCGUCCCUCAUGGUGAACCUUCAAGAGCAGUGGAGGAGGGCCAGCUUGUUUUUGUUUUAUAUUUUUAGAUAUUUAUGAAUCAGGGUUGUGGCUGGGGAGCAGCUUCAUAUUUCCAAAAAAAAAAGCUAAAAACCUAACAAAGAAAGAAGCGUAUUUAUUGUCGAUGUCAGUAAACAUGAAAUAUAUGCUCACUACAGAAUGCACGCCACCUUCAGUAACCACAUGCAAGUGUAACUGUCUAUCAAGUGUGAGAGUGGAGACCUGGAGCUCUGAGUGAUAAAGGCUAUUUCUUUGAAUGUUCUAGAGCACUGGAUCAAGUGGGUUGGAUUCAGACUCACCUGUCAUUACUUUCUAGUGUCAGUGUUGCAAACCAAACAGAAUUCUUUUGUUUUUUACUCUAUGCCUGCCUGAGUAAUUGGGAUGAAAGAGAGCAGUUCUGAUCUCCUCUGGUCAAGUUCGAGGAAAAGAUACAUAUGGGGUCUUUUAAUUUUUCACAAGUCACAAUUUGCAUCAGUUAUUGAAGAUUUACCUGAAGAAAAUAAUAAUUUUUAUGAAUUAUUUUUGACCUCAGUCUGUAUUGGAAAAAUGCAUUUACUUUCUAACUUGUAUUACCAUGUUUUUUCUUUUGAAUCUCCAGUUUAAAUUCAGAGAAACUGAGAAUCCAGUUUGAAAAAUAAUAGAGAAAUUCAUAUACAAUGAAAGAGCACACCGGCAUGUAACAUUUUCUUUUUAAUUAUUACGUUUUAGGUUAAAUACAAGUCAUUCACUUUUGUUAUUUGUAAUGAAAAGGAGGUUGUAUUGUGAGUAGAAUUAUCGUACAUUUUGCUUCCAUUAGGAGCAAAGACGCUCGCCAGCCCUGUGUUCUCGACAUCACUGGCUUUUGUCUGUUUGUCUCAUGAGCGCAGCAUGUCCGACUGUCCACUGACCACUCAGGGCUCCUCUGCCUGAUGAACUCGCCACAGAUGCCGAUGCAAUUCUCUUCGUGUUGCACGAGACUGUAUUGCUAUUGAUUUUUAGAAUAUUUAAAACCUCAUUUUUGUAUUGUCUCCAGAAAAAAAAACACUUGAAAUUUUGUUCGGCAACUAUUUAUUUGUGCCUUAUUCUGUUUAAAUGCUGCGUUUGCUUUAGACUACCAAAGUGAUUUGAGAAACAAUUCAGAAAAAGUGACUUCUGGUCAGUUGUGUGGGUGAAUAAGCAAGUCUUUUAUUUUUCUUUUCUGUGUGACACGAGCAGUAGACUUGUAGAACUCUUGGUGUGUUUGCCAUGAAGAGCACAAAGACUUCUGGGACUUUUUUUUAUUAUCCAUUAUGACCCAACAAAUGCUUUUGCCACUCAACAAAAUUAAUAAAAAUAAGCAAAAAUAUUUCAACUGCACUUCUCAGUUUUUAUAAUAUUUAUGGAUUUAUGGAUGCAUUGAGCACAAAGUCUGAAAAGUUCAGCCAUUGCUGCCUCAUUACUCUAAUCUAGAAUUUUGAGCUUAAAAAAUAUUUCUCUUCUUCUAAAUAUUUCUCCUAGUUUCAGAGUCCUGCUAGUCUUUAUGUGUUGCUUUGUUUUGUCGUCCCAAGCUGUGGAAACGCACACACGCACACCUUCAGUCAUGAGGGCUGAAACAGAUUUAGAUUUCAUCAGAAUGUUAAGACAAUAACUGCGACAAACGUGCUCAUUUUCUACUCAGCAUUUGUUUCUCAGUUCAGUCCUGAGAUGAUGGAUGUUCCCCCCUUUUCUCUCUCUCCCUCACCUUUGUGCCAACCACCACACAGUCUUGUUUUUCACUUCCACCCAACCUAGAAUAAACAAAAGUUUAUAUGGAGUCUGCAGCGAAAUUGUUUCCUGUGCAUCAGGCCUCAGUGUAUCUGUCUGGUUAGAGUGUGUGUUCUGUGUGAGUUCAUCUGUCUCCUGUCUUUUCUGUCUCUUGCCGACGUUGAGUGUGUAUCCUGUUUAAUUGGAACUGAAUCUGUCUGUCUUUCUGUUGCUUUCUGUUAGUCUAUUCAUUUUUCUGAUUUUCUGUUUGUAUAUCUUCGUCCCUUACGUGUUUUUCAGUUCAGUCUUUUUUUAUUCAUCCAUAUAAAUGUCCUUUUUCAUAUUUUAAUAGAUCUCUCAAUCGCUCUAAAGCUGAGUUAA